UUUGUUCUGCCUGCAUUGGGUGCACUUUGAUUGAUAAAUAUAUUCCUUGAUUACCAGGAUAUAUGAUGUGUUUGGAUUCAAUCUUUGCGUUACUAUAUGCAAGAUCUUAAAUCCUGCUUUGCUUGACCAGGAUUUGCUCCUUUAUCGUAUGUCCCUCCUCUAAGAUGGAUUAACUUCGUUCGGAGCUCCUUUUCUCUACUUUGUUGUCUUGUGAAAACCGGGACCAUGUUGCGCCGAAGAAGUGAGUUUUUUGUUUUCAUGGACAGUGUUCGUUCUCAGAAAUCGGAAACGGAGGAGCAAAAGGAAGAGCACCAGCUGAGCCCUUUUGAAGAGUAUCUGCAGAUGCUACUGCAGAUGAAGUUGGCAAGUGCUGAUCAGUUUGACAAUUUGGAGAAGCAUACGCAGUGGGGGAUCGAUUUUGUGGAGAAGUACACCAAAUUCGUCAAGGAGAGAUCAGAGAUUGAAACCAACUAUGCAAAACAAAUUAGGAAUUUAUCAAAGAAGUAUCAACCCAAGAAGAACUCACGGGAGGAGGAAGAGAGCAAGUACACCUUCUGUCGAGCCUUCCUGACAUCGCUUAAUGAGUUAAAUGACUAUGCGGGUCAACACGAGGUUAUAGCGGAGAACCUGACGUCUCAAAUCAUCACCGAGCUUUCGCGCUACCUGCAGGACCUCAAGGCCGAGAGAAAAUCGCAUUUCCACGAUGGGCGUAAGGCACAGCAGCACAUUGAGAGCUUGUGGAAACAGCUGGAAACGUGUAAAAGAAGGUUUGAGAGGGACUGUAAAGAGGCAGACAGAGCACAGCAAUACUUUGAGAGGAUGGAUGCUGACAUUAACGUGACUAAGGCUGACGUGGAAAAGGCACGACAGCAAGCGCAGGUGAGGCACCAGAUGGCCGCUGACAGUAAGAGUGAAUACUCCUCCUACCUGCAGAAGUUCAACCAGGAGCAGAAUGAACAUUACUUUACAGUUAUCCCCACCAUAUUCCAGAAACUUCAAGACAUGGAGGAGAGAAGAAUUGACAGGAUAGGAGUGUGCAUGAAGACGUUUGCAGACGUGGACCGCCAAGUACUGCCCAUCGUGGGGAAAUGUUUAGACGGCAUGACGAAAGCCGCCGAGUCCAUUGAGCCCAAGACUGACUCAAAGCAGGUGGUGGAGUCCUAUAAGUCCGGGUUCGAGCCCCCGGGAGAUGUGGAGUUUGAGGAUUACGGCCAGGCCAUGAAGAGGACGGUGUCUGAAACCAGCCUGUCCAACUCCAAAGAGGCCAGGGAGAAGCCUGCCGGCAAGAGCAAGGGCAAACUGUGGCCUUUCAUUAAGAACAAGAACAAGCUUAUGUCCCUGUUAACGUCCCCCCACCAGCCCCCCCCUGCCCCCCCAGCCUCAUCCCCGCCCUCACCCUCUGCUGUUCCCAACGACCCCCAGUCUCCCAAGCAGCAAAAGGAGCCCCUCUCCCACCGCCUCAACGACUUCAUGAGCUCCAAACCCAAAAUGCACUGCCUCCGGAGCCUGAGGCGAGGGCUUUCUCUCAAGCUGAUCACACUCAAUUCCCACGUCCGGAAUCUCAUUGAGGGCUCUGGACCAGAGGACUUCAGCCACCUGCCACCAGAACAGAGGAGGAAGAAGCUGCAGGGCAAGAUAGAUGAACUCAAUAAGGACAUUCAGAAAGAGAUGGACCAGAGGGACGCCCUAACUAAGAUGAGGGAUGUGUACGUGAAGAACCCUCAGAUGGGAGACCCGGCCAGUGUAGACCCCAGGCUAUCAGAAAUAGGCCAGAACAUCGAGAAGCUCCAGUUUGAAACGCAGAAAUUCGAGGGCUGGUUAGCAGAGGUGGAGGAAAGGAUGCCAUCCAAGAGUGAUACGAACCGGAGAAGUGGACUCUAUGAGACCCAGAACAACACCACAGUGAGCAACAACUGUGCGCAGGACAGAGAGAGGCCCUUGAGCAGCCCGGAUGGCAGCUACACAGAGGAGCAGAAUUCAGAGACUCAGGUCAAAGCCAACAUCAACCCCAUCCCCCCCACCUCCUCCACCCCAGAGUUCGACGACGAGUUUGACGAUGAGGAGACCCUGCCCACCAUCGGGACCUGCAAAGCCUUGUAUCCAUUUGAAGGUCAUAAUGAGGGCACUAUCGCCGUGGCAGAGGGCGAGCUGUUGUACGUGAUAGAAGAGGACAAAGGAGACGGCUGGACACGAGUGCGCAGGAACGAGGACGAGGAGGGAUACGUCCCCUCGUCCUACGUCGAGGUCUUUUUGGAAACAAAUGCCAAAGAUUCCUAAAAGUGUGAGGCUGGCUGAGGAAUGGCAGGGCAAGCAGCCUCGGAGAAACCACCACGUUCCUCAUGCGCUCACAGAGUCAGAGAGAGAAAGUGAGAGAUGACCUGAAUCUAAAAAAGAGAAAGACGGCCGAUUAGAACGCAUCUCAAUUCCCCCCCCCCAAAAAAAACAAAAAAACAUUACAAAACGUAUGAGCAGCGUUGCGCUUCCUCGGCAGAGCUCUGCGAUGUGAAGCAACGCUGAGAGAAAUCCAUCAAAAUUUUUAGCGCUCAUAACCUUUUCCAUUCUUAACACUCAUACAGCAGUCACAACCACAGUAUACAAUUUGCUUUUUUGUUGGUUUCAGCAAAGCUUUGCUUCUUAAUGUAACUAACUCCGCUUGCACCACGCGCGAUCAUGAACGUGGCUGUCUGCUUCCUCACUCUGAACGCUUCCCCCCCCGGCCUGGCCACCACCCCCCACCCACACUGCCACGUCUCUUUUUUCCUUACCUUAGCCCCCAUUGCACACACACGAGCAGCGGAGGGUUUGGUCAGAGACAGGACGGAGACCAGCGGGAGCCUUAUACGGACAAAAAGACCAGCUGGCAAACACCUUCAUCCGGCGGGGUGUGUGUGUGUGUGUGUGUGUGUGUGAGCCAUGCCCUCCUCACUCACUCCUUGACUCAGAAGAGAAUCACCCUGAAGCUUAUCUACCUACAUCUGGGGCUUUCAAAAGAAAUUCUCAUGGUCACCCCUCCCACUUAAAUCAGCUCCAUAUUUACAGAUCUCAGAAGAAGAAGUGAACGUGCUAUCUGUAUGUUACAUGCUUCUGGUUUAUGUUGUGUGGUUUGUUUGAUUUGAAUGAAAAAAAAAUAAUAAAUAAAGGUUUUGUUUGUUUGUAAUGUCCCUUUUUCUCCACACCACGAUCACCCUCGCACAUCCAGGACCAGCUGGGGAGGGAAAGAGAUGGAUGCUUGGUCAUUCGCCGGCUUUCUCAUCCUACACUUCUUGUCUUGUCACUGGUGUCUGUUCUUUUCUCUGACCACACCCUCCCUCGCCUCCACGGCCCUUUCCUACUGAAGCGGCUCAGGCUAUCCCUUGGCUGCUUUGUGCCCCCCCCGCCCCCCCCUCCGCCCCCUUUAUUUUGUCUUCUUUCUUUUUUUUGCAACAGCCUAAGGCAGGGGGCCUCUCAGCAAUGUGGUGUGCUGCAUGCUUGCCCUGUCUUCCUCCUCGCCCCUCUGCUGGCAACCUGGAGUAGGUGGUGGGGGGGUGUUUGGUCAGCUUACGCCACCCUCGCCUCCAGCCUUUCUGUUCAGUUAACCCUCAUUGCCUGGUCGUACUGUUUGAAUUAACCUGAAUGCUACUGUUUGGGUUCGGUGCCUGUGGUUCCUGUUUUUUUUUUAUAUAUAUAUAUAUAUAUAUAUAUAGCUCUUUUCUUUUGGUUCAGAAAGCAUGUUUUCCUGUUUUUUUUUAACAGCGAGUGAGUGAUAUUCUCCUCUCAGUGUUCCCUAUUUUAAUCUCAAAACUGUCAGUGAAGGAUGAUAGGGACCCCGAAAUGUUGUUUUCUGAAUGAUGUUUUGCAUAGGUAGGUCAUGGAUGUCUUGUGCAUUUGUUUUACUGUUAAGUAGGCUACACAGUACAGUAUGUGGGUCAAAAAUGUUAGUAUUGUACGUUUUGGUCAGAGUGUCUAACACAAGUUGUUAGUUUACAGUCAAUCAACCUUGUGGAAAUGUUCACUCGGUCCAAGCAACACUUUACCCCCCCCCCAAAAAAAACAACCUGUGAAGAUAUGAUUUAUACCUGAUGUUUUUAGGAUGGUUCCACUUAAAAUGUCUACUGUAUAUGAAAAUAUCCUGCGAUCCAUAUUUUCCUGUGAGUUUGUGACUGAAAUGAGAACCAGAAUCACCUGUUUUUAAGUUUCUGAGAGAAAGGAUGAUGCUAACGUUUGCUAAGCUGUGGUAUUAUGAAAGGAUUAAGAUGUGAUUAUCUCAAAAGUUGGGUGGAAAAAUGUUUUUAUAAUCAUGCGAGAGAAAUUAUGUCACCCCCCCCUUUGCUCAUCAAUGGCACAUAAUGUACAUGAUUUUAACAUUAUUUUUUUGUUUUUUAUUUGAUGAUGUUGAGUUGAGAUUCACCUUUCUUUUUUGUUUUGAAAGCCGGAAGUCUAUGUUGUAGCUUAUUCUGCCUGAAUGGGACUAAAAUCCCUAAACUGCAAAUAUAAGUAAUUCAAUUGUUUUGAAUGAAGCCAUUCUUAAAAAAAAUAAAAAAUAUCCAUCUUAUCCAGCAUGUUAGGAGCACUUCUGAAAUGGAGGAGUGAUGAACACUUUGACCAUUUGGACUCUUGAUGAAAUGAUCAAAUCUCUGCCGAAUCAAGCUUAAAAGUACCACGUUUGCUUCUCGCCACCCGUCGCUCGAUAUGUCAAGAUAUCAAACAAGCCACUUUCGCUUCAUUUAUUUUCCAAUGAUAAAUCUGACGAGGCACAGAUCACCGCUUUGAAGGCAGCAGUAGCUUUACAGCAGCCGUCUGCCUGCCGGUGCUCCGCAACGAAACCACCACAAACCAUUUAGUCGACGCCCCCGGAAUAACCUGCCUGUACAGUGGAAAUGGCACGUUGGAAUUAGAGAAUAUAUAUAUAUGAAUAUAUAAAUAAAGUUUAAAAAGGAAAACAUCUAUUUUAACUAUUGAGAGUCUUACAAAUUACUUUACCUGCUUUGCAAAGUAAGACUUCUUUUCCUUUGUAAGGUCUACCAAAUGGUGUGUUUUUGCACUUUUUCGUUUGUGUUCCAUUUGGUAGCCCAUGCUUGUGUUUUGGAGCACUGAAUACUUCGUAUUGUGUUUACCGUGCCAAUUAAAUAUGCCUGGAAAGUUAA
This is a messenger RNA of Perca fluviatilis (European perch), 5123 nucleotides long. It is a transcript of the gene fnbp1b, whose product is annotated as formin-binding protein 1. Lineage: Eukaryota; Metazoa; Chordata; Actinopteri; Perciformes; Percidae. Gene Ontology annotation, molecular function: protein binding. Bases 226 to 2277 code for a protein of 683 amino acids. Gene Ontology annotation, biological process: endocytosis; signal transduction. The record is from RefSeq and is a predicted model, not a curated record. The transcript is spliced from 18 exons.